AUGUCAUCUUCACUACACUGGCAAGAGACAUCCCCCGGAACUCAUCAGAGAGACAUUGAUAGCACGGAAAGAUUUUACGUCUCGGCUUCUCAUACCAGAUCGCCAGUUGUGAAUAAAGGAGACUGGUAUGUAAAUGCGGGUGUCAAGCUUGAAUGCUCGCGCCCAAAUUUUGUCGCCGAUAUUCAAAAAGCAUGGAUCAGGACGCGUUUCGACUUUCCAGGAUUAGCGGCAACAAUUGUGGAGGACAAAUGGAGUUACAAGACAGCAGACAAAGCCGAGCUCGAAGGGUGGCUAAAAGAAACCUUUCAUGUCCACCUCCAGCCCUCAACCGCAAGACAAUUGAUAUCUGAAGAUAAACUCGUCCCAGCAUCUAGGGUGACUCUUCAUGUCCUGCCCAAUACCCAAGAGCUGAUGAUCCAAGGUCCGCAUACGCACUUGGAUGGGUUUGGAAUCAUGAAGACUCUACAACAUAUCAUAUCCUACGUUGUACAGCUUCCGCUCUUGUCGGACGUUGAUCAAAUACCGGUCGCAUUUGGACACGAAGCACACAAUUUGUCACCUCCGAUGUCUUUGACAUGCCAGACCCCGCCAUGCUCUGCGGAAGACAGGCAGAAGUGGGACAAACUGAUGGAAGAUUUCAUUGACCCCAAGCACAAAAUAUACCUCAACACGCGGAACGAGACGUCCCCACCACGCUUCUCUCGUACUCAGUGGCUGGUAUUUGAUGCGACUAGUACCAAAAGUCUUCAAUCCGAAGCGCAGAAGCACGGUGUGUCUCUAGCCGCCGUUCUGCAGGGAGCGAUUUCCCUCUCAACCCGCGUGCAUGGUGGUGGCGAAGAUCUUGCCACGCGUCAUGCUAUUCAAGUGCUUUACAGUGCUCGGAAGUACAUUGACCCUACGAUUGGUUCCGGAGAGAAUAUUGUCAGUCCGCUCGUCGUGGGAGUACCAUUGACCUACACGCUUCAUGACGAUUUUCAUGAUCUUGUAACAGAUGCAAACGAAGUAUUGCUAGAAGGAAGAAAAGAUAAAUUUGGUCUGAAGUGCGGCCACCUUUGGGGCUCAGAUCUUCCUAGGGCUUUCGCAGCGCCGCUCCCGAAGGGAAAGCGAAUUCGAGCAGAGGCACAGAUGAGUUAUAUGGGAAAUAUUCAGUCCUAUAUUCAGGAAUGGACUGAGGAUAAAGCAAUCGGAGGUUCUCUAGCGCACUGUGUCGACUUUUGGUUGUCAUUGGAUAUCCUUUCCGCCAACGUCGUGAUCGAAAUUUACAUCUUCCGAGGUCGUCUCAACCUAUCGCUGGCAUACAAUGAAACCUUCCACUCAGAAGAAAGUAUGACAGAGUACUUGCAACUGGUCAAAGGGCAUUUAGAUGACGGUCUGGGCAUCCAGACAGAUGCUAGUGUGAGAAGACCCGGUCGAGAGGAAUGGAUGUAG
Molecule: messenger RNA, 1428 nt
Organism: Penicillium expansum
Lineage: Eukaryota; Fungi; Ascomycota; Eurotiomycetes; Eurotiales; Aspergillaceae
Exons: 1
Coding region: 1-1428 (475 amino acids)
Source: RefSeq, a predicted model, not a curated record